Molecule: messenger RNA, 1685 nt
Organism: Coccidioides posadasii C735 delta SOWgp
Lineage: Eukaryota; Fungi; Ascomycota; Eurotiomycetes; Onygenales; Onygenaceae
Gene: MUS18
Product: UV-damage endonuclease
Biological process (GO): nucleotide-excision repair; mitochondrial DNA repair; response to UV
Cellular component (GO): nucleus; mitochondrion
Molecular function (GO): endonuclease activity
Source: RefSeq, a predicted model, not a curated record
GGCUUAUCGACAAAUUAAUAGGGUUCAUGUUGCGGGGUUUUAUUCGAGUCCUCCAUCCUAGGGGAAGAGCACCUCUUGCUGACCGGAAAUCGCGGGUAGAUCGACAAAUCAUGGCGAGAGCAACCAGGCGUAAUGUUGCAACCCACAAUUACAAAAUCUCCGGCACCGAGUCGGAGUCGUCACUAUCUUCUGCGGUCAGUGAUUAUGGGGAAACCAUCGCCGCAAUCCAGGCCAAUGGAUUCGCCAAGUCAAAAACAGAACAUUUGGAUAUGCUGGAUCCAGAAAUAGAUUCAGAGGAGCCAGCUGAGGAGGAGGAGGUGAAAGGAGCUGCGGCGCGGCGGCCACCACCUGUGAACAGUGAUUAUUUGCCUCUCCCCUGGAGAGGACGCCUAGGAUAUGCCUGUCUUUGCACGUAUCUCCGGAACUGUAACCCUCCUGUCUUUUGCUCCCGUACAUGUCGGAUUGCGUCCAUUCUUGAGUAUCGGCACCCUUUAAAGGACCCCUCUCAACCUGCGCAUCCGACGAAAAACCGUCCAGAUCGGGAUCAAACCCCAGACGUUGUUAGGGGCGAAGUAUAUGUUCAGGCCCUUGGCCUUGCGAAUGCAAGGGACAUAAUAAAGAUGCUGCGCUGGAAUGAGCGGUUUGGCAUACGGUUUAUGAGGCUGAGCAGUGAAAUGUUUCCAUUUGCCAGCCAUCCCGAACAUGGAUACAAGCUCGCACCGUUUGCGUCUGAAGCACUAGCAGACGCUGGUAAAGUUGCCACAGAAUUAGGUCAUAGACUGACAGUUCACCCUGGUCAAUUCACUCAACUCGGCUCACCACGCCGCGAGGUCAUUGAAAGCUCAAUCCGAGACCUUGAAUAUCAUGCCGAAAUGUUGGGCCUCCUGAAGUUACCGCCGCAACAAGACCUGGAUGCCGUUAUGAUUGUCCACAUGGGUGGGACUUUUGGAGAUAAACAGGUAACCCUGAAGAGGUUCAAGGCUGUUUACAAAACCUUAUCACAGGAUAUUAAAAAAAGGUUAGUUUUGGAGAAUGACGAUGUCAACUGGACAGUUCAUGACCUGCUGCCUGUCUGCGAAGAACUUGAUAUUCCUUUGGUUCUUGAUUAUCACCAUCACAAUAUCAACUUCGAUGCCGAUAAAAUCCGUGAAGGCACUUUGGAUAUUAUAAAGUUAUAUGACCGAAUUAGAGCUACAUGGACUAAAAAGGGAAUCACACAAAAGAUGCACUAUUCAGAGCCGACACCGUCCGCAAUUACGAAAAUGCAGCGGCGAAAACACAAUUCAAGGGUACAGAUGCUACCACCCUGUGACCCAACUAUGGACUUGAUGAUUGAAGCCAAGGAUAAAGAACAAGCUGUCUUCGACUUGAUGAAGACCUACAAGCUUCCUGGCUUUGAAAAAGUGAAUGAAAUUAUUCCACAUGUCAGACCCCGUGAAUUAGAGGACGGGAUUGACAUUGGUGGCCCUGAAGGGAGGGUUUAUUGGCCUGUUGGCAUGGAGCACUGGCUUCGGCCUGAAAAGCGGGUUGUAAAGCGCAAAAUGAAAAAUGAUGAACCAGGGAGCAACAAGAGUGGUCCCAGAACAAAGGCAAUGGCCGAGGAAUCGGAGGGCGAAGGGAUCAUGACUAAAAGGCCUGCCAGGAGGAAAUCUUUAAAGGCAAAGGCAAAAUCAAAGAAAACCUGA